AUGGGCAUUGACAUAGCUCGCCACUUCCACCAACUCAACUAUCGCGUCGCCAUUGUCGGGCGCAAAGCAGAGCCAGGCCAUCGACUUGCCGACGAGCUCGACGCCUCCCGCGCCACCGCUGACUUCUUCCCCUGCGAGCUCCAAUCAUACGCCUCACAAUCCUCCCUAUUCCGAGCUGUUCACCAGAAGUGGAACCGCGUCGACGUCCUGGCCGCCAACGCCGGCAUCGUCGACCUCUCCUCGGUCUACCUCUACGCACAUCGCAACAAGCCCCUCUCCGAGCUCCCACCGGAGCCCGACCUGAGCUGUACAGACAUCGACUACAAGGGCGUCAUCUACGGCACCACUCUCGCCACACACUUUAUGCGCCACAACCCAACCCCCGGCGGCAAGAUCAUAAUCACUGGCUCCAUCGGCGCCAUCUUCCCCCACCGCAGCUACCCGGAAUACUGCGGCGCCAAAGCGGCGGUUCUACAGUUCGUGCGUGGCAUCGCCCCGCUGCUGAAGCGAAAGGAGAACAUCACCAUCAACUGCGUCCUUCCUGGCGCGGUUGACACGCCCAUUGUGCCCCCCGAGAUGAUCAAAGCCGUGUCACCCGAAUGCGUAACCAAGAUCUCCACCGUCAUCAAAGCCUACGACGAGUUCCUCCUGCACGACGAAGCCAACGACAAGACCGGCCAGGCGGUCGAGGCGUCCGCAGAUCAGAUCUUCUACUACGAUCUGCCGGAGAUGGCCAACGGGUACAAGACGGCUCGCGCCGUCACCGUGUGGGAGCCGCUCUUCAGGGCUAUGCAUGGCGAGGACUCAGGGUUGGAGGGGGCGAUUCCCUGA
Cyphellophora europaea CBS 101466 is the source of this 831-nucleotide messenger RNA. RefSeq lists its product as uncharacterized. The record is from RefSeq and is a predicted model, not a curated record. Lineage: Eukaryota; Fungi; Ascomycota; Eurotiomycetes; Chaetothyriales; Cyphellophoraceae. The transcript is spliced from 2 exons. Gene Ontology annotation, cellular component: cytoplasm. Bases 1 to 831 code for a protein of 276 amino acids. Gene Ontology annotation, molecular function: oxidoreductase activity, acting on the CH-OH group of donors, NAD or NADP as acceptor.